CGUAGAUCUGGCCGAGUCGCUCCUGAGAUGCGCCACCCCGGGCCUCCCCCACGCCGCAGAGUCGUCCCCCCUCGGCGCCGGAAGCUCCAUCCGCUAGAUACGGGUCAGUUGCAGGAUGGGAACCCCUCGACUCCGCUCGAAAGACGACUCCGUUCGGGGGCGCGUCGUCGGCGGAUCCCUGCCGCGCCUCGACUCGAGGACGGGCAGGAAGAAGUGACAUCGUCACUUCAUCGCCAAGUAGCGUGGAUCGCGAGCUCGCAGGGUUUGGAAGCGGAAAAACGAAAAGGGGGGAUGACCGACACGAAUAGCAGCGGCAGCUCGCCUCCCCAGGCAGCGGCUGAUGCAUCUCUCCUCGCCACGAAUCCUCCCGCCGCCUCUCACCCAUCGCACAGUGUCACACUCACCGAGGACGACAAGCCCAGGCCUGCCGCAGCACAGGAGAAUCAGCCCCAGCCUCAGUCUCAGCAGAGCAUUGCCAAGCCGAUGACCGAGUCAGAAGCGUUUGCUAUCGAGAGGGAGGAGGGCGAGUUGAGUGACGACGAGGCACCCGAGUGCAUGCCCGAGGCGGCCUCUCACAGCGGUCUCUGCGACACUCAUGUCGGUGAAUGCCAACCUGCGUCGCACCCGCCACCCAGCACCCAGCAGCACUGCGACCCUGCCCUCACAGUUCCCCCACCCCCCCGCACCAGCAGUGACGACAGGCGCGGCACCACCAGCAGCAGCAGCAGCGGGAAGAGAUGCGAGCCGCCGCCAACAACGCGGCAGGAGGGCUCCAAGAAGAAGCGUCGCAACACUGCUGCGGCAUUGUCGGCUGGUGCUGCUCCUGCUGGUGAUGGUGCCCCAGCGGGCAUUGCCAUCAAUCACUUGGAGACCUGUCCGUGGGAGAGCGGCCAUUUCGAUGAGGAUGGUCGGGACGGUGGGAGGGGGAGGGGGAGGGGUGGUGUUGGGGCUGGUGGGCCGCUGAGGUCUGCGCGGUUCGGGUGGGUGUAUCCGCCGCCGUGCCAUCAGAUGGAUGUCGACGACCUGAGUAACGAGCAACUGCGGUGAGCGAAAGCAUUAAAGGGAGGUGGCUGUGUCUGUGGGUGUGGUGAUAUAUGGCUGGUCUGGUUGUGUGGCUGCUUUGGUUGUGGGUGGGUGCAGCUUCUUGGUGGCCUACACGACUGCGCGUCUGCUUGCGUGUUUCCCAGCGGGCACCCUGACCGUCAAGGCCAUCAUGCGGCACCUCAACCGAAUCGCCAACCGGCUGUUCAGGUGACUGACUUAUCAGACACCAGCACCACACACACGCACACACACACAGAGAGAGAGAGAGAGAGAGCCAGCAAACUGAACGAACAAGGGGUGUCUGUCUGUCUGUCUGCCUGUGUGUCUGUGUCAGGCUAACGAGCCGGUCGGUCGAGGCCCGUCUCACCGACGUGAGCACCAGCUGCCUGGGCCCUCUCCCCACAGCCCUCGCCCCACUGCACCGCACCGUCUUCGAAGUCUGCGGCCCUCAGCACGCCCCCGCCGGCAGCGGCACCAGCAGCAGCACCAGCAACACCAACUCCGCCACCAUCUCUCUCACCCGGCGGGUCAGCGAGCUCGAUUUCGCCGAGUGGGACAGCAGGAGGCACCUCCCCGCCAAGUAUGAAGGACCCAAGUACCUGAGGGGCGAGGGAGGCGGUGACGACGAGCGUGCGAGGAUGAUGGAGGAGAUUCAGUCGUGGUGGGUGCGCAUGUUGGGGGAGUACCUGAGAGGCAGGACCGAGCGCCGGCCGUGCAGCAUGGACAUGGCGGAGCAGGCCUGUCCGAACCCACUGCCGUCGAGUCCGUCGUCUGCCGCCUCGCCGUCGGCUCUCCCAGCGCUGCCCGCGUUGAAGCACUUCGUGAAGUCGAAUCCUGUGUGUCGGGAGCGGUUCACUCUGUCGAGUGGUGCGGGUGGGCGGCAGUUUCUGAGGCUGGCUGACGUGGCGCUGGCGCCGGACAGCACGGCCAAGGAGUGGCUGCGACAGGUGGGGGAGUACCUGCAGAAGACCCGCCGCCGAGAGUGGAUCGGUGAGCACACAGACGUGCACACCCGCUCACCUACACACACACAUACGACCUCUCUGUCGCUCGCUCUCUCCUCUGUGUGUCUGUGUGUGUCUGUGGCCACCAGGGUCUCUGGGUCAUCACUUCCCCCGUCCGGCAGGGCUGUCCAAGAACAACCGGCUGGGCCAGCUCAUCCUCGCCAACCGCCACCUGUUCACUGUCGACUUCGACGACAAGCAGAGCAGCUUCAUGGUCGGCCUCAAGGGCCCUCGCGACCAGUGGGACCGACUCAUCGACACGGAGAACGUCCGACUCAACGCCAACCCUCCGCCCCCUCCCCCUGCCCCUUCUUCGACGGCAUCAUCAAAGGAGGCUCAGUGUUCCCGAGCGCCUGGGACCAAAUUCCCGAUGCCGAAGAUCUUGCCGAUCCCGGUGGCGGUGAGAGAGAGGAAAGGUCCUCCCUCACCUCCACCAGAGCCGUCGAGGGCAGAGGGUGAGGCGAACGAGGCGAAUGAUGCCGACGAGGACAUGGAUGUGGCGUCAUUGUGGGCGGAGGGGAGGAGGGACGACCACCAUGUGCCAACGAUUCCAGCGAUUCCAGCGAUUCCGCCCCCCGUCUACCCAUCACCACCGCUACCGCCAGCACCACCGGCCAUGGGGGCCAUCGGCGCGUCCUCUCCAGUACACCCCAUGCCCAUGCAUCCCCCCUCUCCCCGCCCCUCCCAUGGCCCCCCGUCUCUCAUGCCUCCAUCCUUCGACACGGGCCCGAUGCCGCCACCGCCCCCACCACCAAUGUCACUGCCGGCUUGGCCGUCCUCUCCGGGGGCGUCGAUGGCGUCAGCCGGCGUAGGGUCUUCAUUUCCCUUCGCAAUCCAUGGGAUGCCCUCCCCCAGCCACGCCUCUGCGCCGGCUCCGGCAGCUGCCCCUAUGGUGCCUCCUCUCGCGGCCGAGCUGGUGAAGGCCAUCGUUCAUCCGACUCAGGCGGCUGCGGGUGGCGGUGGUGUGCCAGCCGCAGGCAGCUCCCCGGCCGGUGGAGUGCAGCCUGACCUGCUGGAUGCGCUGCGGCUGCUGGUGUCGGCAAAUGGCGUUGCUGGGCUUGGGGGCGGGGGUGUCGGGGGUGGUGGCGUGACCUUCGGUGAUCAUGUUGGUGCUGGUGUUGGCAGCAACAGCAAUAGCAGCACUAGCAGCGGCCAUGGUGUGCCGAACGCUGCUGACGCCAUCCAGUUGUUGUCGUCAUUGAUUCAGAGCAGGCUGCAGCAGUCGGUGACGCCCAGAUAAGACGGACGGACAGAUGGGUCGAUCGACCGACUGAAUGAGCGACAGGGGGUGCGGUGUGCUUGUGCUGGGUGUGAGUGGUUGAGUG
Molecule: messenger RNA, 3373 nt
Organism: Vitrella brassicaformis
Lineage: Eukaryota; Vitrellaceae
Source: the annotation of a GenBank genome assembly